Exophiala mesophila is the source of this 1399-nucleotide messenger RNA. RefSeq lists its product as uncharacterized. Gene Ontology annotation, molecular function: oxidoreductase activity. Gene Ontology annotation, cellular component: mitochondrion. The coding region runs from base 183 to 1232 and encodes 349 amino acids. The transcript has 2 exons. The record is from RefSeq and is a predicted model, not a curated record. NCBI's taxonomy places the organism in Eukaryota, Fungi, Ascomycota, Eurotiomycetes, Chaetothyriales, Herpotrichiellaceae.
GUACAAGCGCAGCUUUUCAGCCAGCACAUUGUUGAUGAGGUUCACAUAUUUGGCCUCUCUACCUUGAUCACCUGCACCUAGCUGUUACUCGAAGGAUUUCUGUUCCUUCGAGGCAUUAUUGCAAAUUGUUUUUCAUUUCUCAAUCGUUCCUCCCUCUUCGUGAUCUAUAAACAAGAUGGACAAUGAAGGUGCUUAGAUUUCGUCACCAUUUCUGUGAACGCACCCUGUCUUUUCCACGAUAUUUCCCGAGACCUUUACUCCUCCAUCAUUGUACAUUUUGGCAAUCUCGAAGUAUGGCCACGGUUAAAGACUCGAUUCCUCACAUUAUUCGUACCGCCGACGAUCCUCGUCAAAAUGGCAUUUGGUCUUCACGACUCAGCAGAAUCGAGCAGAUCAAUUCAAGGAUCCGUCUAUUGAGACUCUCGCUCCCAAAAGAAGGGCCAUCGUUACGACACCUCCCGGGACAGUAUAUUGAUCUCUACAUCCCCAACAUUGAUGUCGUGGGUGGCUUCACCAUCACCUCGGCACCUCAAGACUCGAAUCAAUCACAGGAAGACCCGCAUAUAGAGCUGGCCAUUCAAUCAUCGCCUGACAAUCCACCGGCGGCGUACCUAUGGCGACCGAUAUCUCAAAUACUUGGUUCCACCGUUUCGUUCAAGGUCGGAGGCACAUUCGUUUACCCACCCUUGACCUUGAGUCGUCAAAAAUGUGAGAAGAUUGACAGGGUGGUGUUCAUUGCGGGUGGAGUUGGAAUCAAUCCAAUCAUGAGCAUGAUCUCUGCAAUAGACGAGGUGGGCGUCAGACAAGCAGUCGGCUCUAUGCCAAAGAGAAUGAGGGUAUUGUAUUCGGCACGACGAGAUCUCACUCCACAAGGUGAAAAGGAAGACAUCCUCUUUGAGCACCGGCUCGAAGAAAUGGCUCGAAAAUGGAACAAGCAUCCCCAGGUGGACUACCAAUAUCGUUUAUUUCAAACAGGGCUCUCAGGAGGACCAACAACUAGUUCUAAGCGUUCAGCUUCUCCUUUUGACAAUUCAAACCCAGACAAUAUGACCACUCACAACAGGCGAAUCACUCAUGAUGAUCUGUUUGAUGCAAUAGGGCCCGAGGGCUCUCGAAGAAAUACUGUGGUUUACGUUUGUGGAUUACCCACCAUGACGGACGAGUUUGUGUACCUCUUCGAAGGCUGCCCUGGUCUCGACGAAAAGCGGGUACUGUGUGAGAAAUGGUGGUGAAUGAGACCGACAUCAGAAAAAUAUAUCUACUCUAGUACUUCAAGAGGAAGCGAAAUUUGAGGGGCUGUUCUACCUAGACAUCGGGAGGGCCCAUACUUAGAAACAAAUGCAUUCAUCAAGUCAGAGAUAUAGACAGGAGCUAUCUUACAAGUCUGUAUUCGUCCCAG